Messenger RNA from Prunus armeniaca (apricot), 183 nucleotides. The record is from the annotation of a GenBank genome assembly. NCBI's taxonomy places the organism in Eukaryota, Viridiplantae, Streptophyta, Magnoliopsida, Rosales, Rosaceae.
AUGACGUUCCUCCUGCCAGAUGCUUACUCAGGUGAUGACUUGCCCUUAAAACUCGUCACUCAAGGUGGUCUUGAUGGAGAAGCACCCAAUGGCCAACUCCUCCGCAUUGCUGUCAUCCAUGGCCAUGCCCCCUUUCUUUCCCCUCCAAAUUGGAGUGUUCUGAUUUGUGAUACAAAGCCCUAG